Messenger RNA from Triplophysa rosa, 4309 nucleotides. RefSeq lists its product as uncharacterized. NCBI's taxonomy places the organism in Eukaryota, Metazoa, Chordata, Actinopteri, Cypriniformes, Nemacheilidae. The transcript has 2 exons. Gene Ontology annotation, biological process: DNA integration. The record is from RefSeq and is a predicted model, not a curated record. Bases 200 to 4168 code for a protein of 1322 amino acids. Gene Ontology annotation, molecular function: nucleic acid binding.
GUUGGUUCUUACCACUAGGUGGUGCUCUGUAUUCAGAUAUGCGGGAGCCCUACGGGGAAGACGAAUAAGAAACACGGUGUGUGGUAAAAACACUUUGUGUGUGUCGUCUCUUUAUUAAUAUCUUUAGACUCUUAAACUCAUAAGCCUAGACAGCUAUAAAGAGUAGCUAAAAGAUAUCAUAUGGUGUCAGAAGUGAAAAAUGGAUCAGCUAAAACCUCCAAAUGACCUAAGCUUCGAAGGAAAUACUGCUGAGAAUUGGAGAAUCUGGAUACAGAAGUUUGAACUAUAUCUUGUGGCUAGUGGAACAUCGGAAAAAUCAGGCAAGAUAAAAUGUGCUACAUUUCUUCAUGUUGCCGGGGAUGAAGCAUUGAAGGUAUUUAAUACCAUGGAUUUUACUGAGGAGGAAGUUAAUAAUUUUGAUGUACUGAAAGAAAAGUUCAGAAGUCACUGUGAACCAAGAAAAAAUCUUACAUAUCUUAGACACUUGUUCUUCACUCGGGCACAAGCACCAAACGAAUUGAUAGAUGCAUACGUGACUGAUUUAAAAAACAAGGCUAAAGAAUGUGAAUUCGCACAGUUGACAGAAUCACUGAUCCGAGACCGCAUAGUGUGUGGUGUGAACAAUGAUCAAAUAAGAGCUAGACUCUUGAGAGAACCUGAUUUGGAUCUGAAAAAAGCCAUAGAUAUCUGCAGAGCGAGUGAAAUCACAAAAAACCAGAUUAAAGCGCUCCACGAAGAAACUGAAGCUACAGUAAACAAAAUAAGUAAAAUGAAGUUUACAAAGAUUUCACCUGAGAAGAGUGCUACUUCAAGUACAGUGUCGAAGAAAGAAAAGUGUACUAGAUGCGGUUACAGCCACGAGCCAAGGAAGUGUCCUGCAUUUGGACAAAUUUGCAAGGUAUGUCGCAGAAAAAAUCACUUCGGCAGGAUGUGCAAAACACAAAAACAAAUAGACAAAUCAAAGUAUUCGACGAAGAAAGUACAUGAGAUUGGUCAAGAGGAUUUCACAGAGUUGUUCAUUGGGGCCAUUGAAGAGGAACAGGCUAAAAACAAAGUCAAGAUGCAAAUCAAUGAAGUAAAUGAUGCCACAGCAGUGAACAAAGACAAAUGGACUGAAACGCUAAAAAUAAACAAAAGCUCAAUUUCUUUUAAAUUGGAUACCGGAGCAGAGUGCAACGUAAUCUCGUACAAAGACUUUCAAGCAGUUGCAGGGAAUUCAGUGUCAUUGUGCAAAUCUAACUGCGUGUUAGUUGCAUAUUCCGGCCACAAGAUGGAGCCAAAGGGUAAAGCAAAGCUCAUUUGCCAGUUUAAAGACAAUGAAGCUGAGAUUGAGUUCCAAGUCCUUGAGAAAGAUUCCCCUGCGAUCCUUGGAAGACUGGCGUGCACAGAGUUAGGACUGGUCAAAAGAAUCUACAAAGUAGACUGUGACGAAAACACACACAUCCUGAAGGAGUUUGAUGAUGUGUUCAACGGCUUGGGGUGCAUACCAGGUUCGCAUCACAUCAAGAUUGAUCCAGCCGUGGUACCUGUGAUACAUCCUCCCAGAAGAGUUCCCAUAGCCCUAAAAGACAGAGUAAAGACAGAACUUAACAGAAUGGAAAGCCUUGGAGUAAUCGAGAAACAAACCGAACCAACAGAUUGGGUCAAUAGUUUGGUGACUGUCGUAAAGCCGAACAAACUUCGAAUUUGCAUUGACCCAAAAGAUUUGAACAGAGCCAUAAAAAGAGAACACUUUCCACUGAAGACAGUCGAAGAAGUGGUGAGUGAGAUGCCAAAUGCAAACAUUUUCUCAGUGUUGGAUGCUAACCAUGGAUUUUGGCAGAUCCAAUUAGAUGAGGAAAGUUCCAAGCUUUGCACAUUCAAUACACCUUUCGGAAGAUACCGUUUCAAAAGGUUACCUUUCGGUGUAUCUUCAGCUCCUGAAGUUUUCCAGAAGUGCAUAGCUCAAAGGCUUGAAGACCUGGAAGGGGUCGUAAACAUCAUGGAUGAUAUACUGGUGUGGGGAGAAAAUGUGGAACAGCAUGAUGCAAGGCUAAGGCGACUUCUAGAAAGAGUAAGGAGCAUAAAUUUAAAAUUAAAUCGGGAAAAGUGCAAGAUCAGAAUGGAUGAAAUAAAGUACAUUGGGCAUGUACUGAGUGGAGAAGGUCUGAAGCCAGACCCAGACAAGAUCAAAGCAAUUGUGGAGAUGUACGAACCACAAGACAAAUCAGCUUUAAUGAGGUUUCUUGGCAUGGUUCAAUACCUCGCAAAGUUUAUUCCAAACCUGUCAGAGAAUAGCGCACCGCUGAGGAAACUUCUGGAAAGUGGUGUGGAGUGGCACUGGGAAACAUCACAGCAAAAGAGUUUUGAAGUACUGAAGUCACAGCUGAGCAGAGCCCCAGUACUCAGAUUCUUCGAUGUCAACAAGGAUGUGACUCUUUCAGUUGAUGCAAGUUCGGAGGGUUUGGGAGCUGUUAUCCUACAGGAAGGACAUCCUGUAGCAUAUGGCUCACGGUCGCUGACUGACUGCCAGAAAAGGUAUGCUCAGAUUGAAAAAGAACUCUUAGCCAUUGUGUAUGGAUGUGAGAAAUUCAGCCAGUACCUUUAUGGGAAGAAAGUUAGAGUACAGUCCGACCACAAACCGCUGGAGACAGUGUUUAAAAAGCCUCUGCAGAAAGCCCCACCACGUCUACAGAGGAUGUUGAUGAAGCUUCAGCCGUAUGACCUGCAAGUCACUUACAAACCUGGUAAAGAGUUGAAAAUAGCAGAUACACUUAGCAGAGCUUACUUGGAGGAAGAAACAGAACAGCUACUGGACAAGGAAUGGGAAGUACAUCAGUUGUCAGAAUGUCUGCCCCUGUCGGAAGAGAAAUUACGAGCUGUCAAGGAAGCUACGGUUGAAGAUACAGAACUGCAGAGGGUGAUGGCAGUAGUUAAGUCGGGAUGGCCUAAACAAAUCAGAAGUGUGCCACCUGAAAUAAGGAAAUACUGGACCUUUAAGGAAGAAUUGACCCUCUCAGAAGGACUGGUGUUCAAAAAUAAGAGACUGGUAGUGCCACAAAGCCUGCGAGCAGAAAUGCUGGAGAAAAUUCAUGAAUCUCAUUUAGGAGUGGUGAAGUGUAAAGAGAGAGCGAGAGAUGUACUGUUUUGGCCAGGAAUGGGAAAACAAAUUGAAGAAUUGGUGUCAAAGUGUGCUGUGUGCAAUACGUUCAGACGGAACAACACCAAAGAACCUCUCAUCAGUCAUGACUUACCAGCCAGAGCGUGGGCAAAGGUAGGAGUAGACCUCUUUCACUUCAACCAAGCAGAUUACCUGCUGUGUGUAGACUACUUCUCAAAAUUUCCUGAAAUUGCAAAAUUGGAACAAACAACAAGCCAGCAUGUGAUAACAGCAUUGAAGUCGAUUUUCGCUAGACAUGGAAUUCCAGACGAAGUCUUUUCAGACAACGCGCCGCAAUUUGUGAGUGCACAAUUUGGAAAUUUCAGAGAUAAAUGGGAAUUUAAACACUCAACCUCAAGUCCCAGAUAUCCGCAGUCGAAUGGCCAAACCGAAAGAGCUAUACAGACCAUUAAGAAUUUGCUCAAGAAAGCACAAGAAAGUCAGGGAGACCUGUAUAUCGCUCUUCUGGAGUACAGGAAUACGCCACUUGGUGGAGUGAAGUUAUCUCCUGCACAGCUGCUCAUGGGCCGUAGGUUGAAAGCCAGAUUGCCUACAGCUAGUAAAUUGUUACUGCCACAGCUGCACAGAGGAGUGCAUACAAGCCUAAAGGAAAGACAGCUAAAGCAAAAGCUCUACUACGAUCGUGGAACAAGAGACUUACCCGCUCUGAAGGAAGGAGAAAACGUGAGACUGAGAUCAGAAAAUCGCUGGAAGGCAGCUGUAGUGGUGAAAAAGCAUGAAAAACCAAGGUCAUAUCUGGUACAAACACAGGAUGGCGAAGUGUACAGAAGAAAUCGAAAACACUUGCUAAAGUCGAAAGAGUCAAAUUCACAGAAUUCACACCUUCAGGAUUCAUUUCAGCCAAUGAUCAAUGACUGUGUUCCAGAUGAGGUGACUACAAAUCCAGUAAUGCCACCAAUAACAACACCUGAGCUGUUGUCUGCAAAACCUGAAGUUGUGGCGGAAGAGACUGUAAAAGUGACACGUUCUGGCAGAGUGGUUAGGCCACCAAAGCGUUACUCUUAUUAAAGUUCAUAGGACUUAAUAUGUAGUAAAUUUAUUCUUGAUGUUAUUUUGUUUAGUGACAUGGAAUUCAAUAAUUUGAAGUGGUGCUCUGUAUUCAGAUAUGCGGGAGCCCUACGGGGAAGACGAAUAAGAAACACGGUGUGU